Hemibagrus wyckioides is the source of this 4868-nucleotide messenger RNA. Its product is annotated as rab GDP dissociation inhibitor alpha-like. Lineage: Eukaryota; Metazoa; Chordata; Actinopteri; Siluriformes; Bagridae. Gene Ontology annotation, biological process: protein transport; vesicle-mediated transport; small GTPase-mediated signal transduction. The record is from RefSeq and is a predicted model, not a curated record. Gene Ontology annotation, molecular function: Rab GDP-dissociation inhibitor activity. Gene Ontology annotation, cellular component: cytoplasm. The transcript is spliced from 11 exons. The coding region runs from base 184 to 1527 and encodes 447 amino acids.
CACACACACCGAGAUUUAUUGCGUUACUGUGUGUGUGUGUGUGUGUGAUCUCAAACCGGAAAAGUAAUCGGUGUUGAAGAAAAGCUGAGUUAAACCUCCGCAGUGUGAGUGACAUCACACACACACACACACACACACUGUCACUCUCGCGGCGGUGGUGGUGAAAAGGAAACACGCAGCAGCAUGGAUGAGGAAUAUGAUGUGAUUGUUUUGGGAACCGGACUCACGGAGUGUAUCCUCUCUGGGAUCAUGUCCGUUAACGGGAAGAAGGUUCUGCACAUGGACCGGAACCAGUACUAUGGUGGUGAGAGUUCCUCCAUCACUCCACUGGAGGAGCUUUAUAAACAUUUCAGUUUCCAGGACACGCCUCCUGAGUCCAUGGGAAGAGGACGAGACUGGAACGUUGACCUCAUCCCCAAAUUCCUCAUGGCUAAUGGUCAGCUGGUGAAGAUGUUGCUGUACACAGAGGUCACUCGUUACCUGGACUUUAAAGUGAUCGAGGGCAGUUUUGUAUAUAAAGGAGGAAAAAUCUACAAGGUUCCAUCGACUGAGUCUGAGGCUCUGGCUUCCAAUCUAAUGGGAAUGUUCGAGAAGAGAAGGUUCCGUAAGUUCCUGGUUUUUGUGGCCAACUUUGAUGAGAACGACCCCAAGACCUUGGAGGGAGUGGACCCUAGGAGCACCACGAUGCGUGACGUGUACAAGAAGUUUGACCUGGGGCAGGACGUGAUCGACUUCACUGGCCAUGCCCUGGCGCUCUACAGGACGGACAAUUAUCUGGACCAGCCGUGUCUGGAGACUGUUAACCGCAUUAAACUGUACAGCGAGUCUCUGGCGCGUUACGGGAAGAGUCCGUACCUCUACCCGCUGUAUGGACUGGGAGAGCUGCCUCAGGGAUUCGCCAGAUUAAGCGCCAUCUACGGAGGAACCUACAUGCUGAACAAGCCUGUGGACCAGAUCGUUCUGGAGAACGGACGUGUGGUGGGCGUGAAGUCUGAGGGAGAGGUUGCUCGCUGUAAGCAGCUGAUCUGUGACCCAAGCUACGUUCAGGACCGAGUGCGUAAGGCAGGUCAGGUGAUCCGCGCCAUCUGCAUCCUCAGCCAUCCCAUAAAGAACACCAACGAUGCCAACUCCUGCCAGAUCAUCAUCCCACAGAACCAAGUGAACCGCAACUCGGAUAUUUAUGUGUGCAUGAUCUCCUACGCUCAUAAUGUGGCUGCGCAGGGUAAAUACAUCGCCAUCGCCAGCACCACCGUGGAGACGAGUAACCCCGAGGCUGAGAUCCAGCCUGCUCUCGAGCUGCUCGAGCCCAUUGACCAGAAGUUUGUGGCCAUCAGUGACCUGUACGAUCCAUCAGAUGAUGGAGCAGAGAGUCAGAUCUUCUGCUCUCGCUCAUACGACGCCACCACACACUUCGAGACCACCUGCAACGACAUCAAGGACAUCUACAAGCGCAUGACGGGGAGCGACUUCGACUUCGAGAACAUGAAGCGCAAACAGAACGAUGUGUUCGGGGAGGACGAGCAGUGAGGGCCAGGGGAGGGUGUGAGGAGGUGAACAGUCACACCAUAGGGGGUGGGGCAAAAGGAGGGGCUAAUCAGGGGGCAAUUAGCAGUCAUUACUGGGAAAUAUGAAGGAGUGAAAGACAGAGGCAGGAGAGUAGAGGAAGUUGUAGUUAGUGUCUAUGUGAAUAAUAUGACCUGAUUCACCUCCUGGAACACACACACACUUCUUGUCUUGUCUUCUCUUUAUUUUUAUCCCUGUCUGUCUUGUGUCCAGUAGUGAUAACGGUGUGGAGAAGAUAGAAGCGUUAUUGUCUGUGUGUGUGUGUGUGUGUUAGUAGGUUUGAUUUUUUGUUUUUCACUCUCCAUCUAAGCAUUAAUGUUAAUAAAAAGCUCAGACCGAAGGACAGACACUAACGUUACGUCUUACACUCUUAACACUUACAGUUCCAGAAUGUUAUAAAUGCAUUAUAAACACUUUGAGUCUUUAAAACCUUGUUGUUUGCAUGAAAUGCUAAAAGGUUUCUGUGUAUAAGAAUCAAUCCAUCACUGACUCUAAGCUUCUUCUACAAGAACGUCCACCUUCACAUUCUGGAAAUCACAACUCAUUCUCUCAUUCUCACAUUCUCUCAUUCUCACAUUCUCUCAUUCCCUCAUUCUCACAUUCUCUCAUUCCCUCAUUCUCACAUUCUCUCAUUCUCUCAUUCCCACAUUCUCUCAUUCCCUCAUUCUCACAUUCUCUCAUUCCCUCAUUCUCACAUUCUCUCAUUCCCUCAUUCUCACAUUCUCUCAUUCCCUCAUUCUCACAUUCUCUCAUUCCCUCAUUCUCACAUUCUCUCAUUCUCUCAUUCCCACAUUCUCUCAUUCCCUCAUUCCCUCAUUCUCACAUUCUCUCAUUCCCUCAUUCUCACAUUCUCUCAUUCCCUCAUUCUCACAUUCUCUCAUUCCCUCAUUCUCACAUUCUCUCAUUCUCUCAUUCCCACAUUCUCUCAUUCCCUCAUUCUCACAUUCUCUCAUUCCCUCAUUCUCACAUUCUCUCAUUCUCUCAUUCCCACAUUCUCUCAUUCCCUCAUUCUCACAUUCUCUCAUUCUCUCAUUCUCUCAUUCCCACAUUCUCUCAUUCCCACAUUCUCUCAUUCUCUCAUUCCCACAUUCUCUCAUUCCCUCAUUCCCACAUUCUCUCAUUCCCUCAUUCACACAUUCCCUCAUUCUCUUAUUCCCUCAUUCUCACAUUCCCUCAUUCUCUUAUUCUCUUAUUCUCUCAUUCUCACAUUCCUCAUUCCCACAUUCUCUCAUUCCCACAUUCUCUCAUUCUCACAUUCUCACAUUCCUCAUUCCCACAUUCUCUCAUUCCCACAUUCUCUCAUUCCCUCAUUCACACAGUCUCUCAUUCUCUCAUUCCCUCAUUCUCACAUUCUCUCAUUCCCUCAUUCCCUCAUUCCCACAUUCUCUCAUUCCAUCAUUCCCACAUUCUCUCAUUCCCUCAUUCCCACAUUCCCUCAUUCUCUCAUUCCCUCAUUCACACAUUCUCUCAUUCCCUCAUUCACACAUUCCCUCAUUCCCACAUUCUCUCAUUCCCUCAUUCUCACAUUCUCUCAUUCCCUCAUUCCCACAUUCCCUCAUUCUCUCAUUCCCUCAUUCACACAUUCUCUCAUUCCCACAUUCUCUCAUUCCCUCAUUCUCACAUUCUCUCAUUCCCUCAUUCCCUCAUUCCCACAUUCUCUCAUUCCAUCAUUCACACAUUCUCUCAUUCCCUCAUUCCCACAUUCUCUCAUUCCCUCAUUCACACAUUCUCUCAUUCCCUCAUUCUCUCAUUCUCACAUUCUCUCAUUCCCUCAUUCUCACAUUCCCUCAUUCACACAUUCCCUCAUUCCCACAUUCUCUCAUUCCCUCAUUCACACAUUCCCUCAUUCUCACAUUCUCACUUCUCUCAUUCUCACAUUCCUCAUUCCCUCAUUCCCACAUUCCCUCAUUCUCACAUUCCCUCAUUCUCACAUUCCUCAUUCCCUCAUUCCCACAUUCCCUCAUUCACACAUUCCCUCAUUCCCACAUUCCCUCAUUCUCACAUUCCCUCAUUCUGACAUUCCUCAUUCCCUCAUUCCCACAUUCCCUCAUUCUCACAUUCUCUCACUCACAUUCCCUCAUUUCCUCAUUCCCUCAUUCCCACGUUCCCUCAUUCCCACGUUCCCUCAUUUCCUCUUUCCCUCAUUCCCUCAUUCCCUCAUUCCCAUGUCAUAUCCUCCUUGUUGGUGUCAUGUGAGGAGCUGUCCUCAUGCACUUUACACCUUGCUGUUACAAAGAUUCCCAAAAUUCCCAGAAUGCAUUAUUCCUGUAAAUAGGAAAAAUGAUGUAUUCCAUUUCUAUCUGUCAGAAUAACACAAGCAGUAAAUUCUGCUGGAAUCCCAUCUAAAAUCUUAUAGAUGAUCAGAUCAGAGCAGACAAUAUGCACUGGGGCAGGAACAUCAGUCUGAGCUGAGAGAACACACACACACACACGUCUCUCUCAGCAGGUUUGAUUGAUUUCCUGUGAGACAGAGCAGAAACAGGAUGCAGUGUCAGGACGAUAAAGGAAACAGGAAGUGAGACAGGAAAGAGAAUGAGAUAAAGAGGAAGUGAUGAUAGGUGAUGGUGUACUUAUUGAGGAUCUGACUGGACGUGAUGAUGGUUGAUGUUCUGGACGUUGAGUUUAGUUUCUGCUGCAGUGUCUUAAAGCUACAGAAGGAAGCUGUUCAUCACUACACUAUUUACCGGUUUAUAAAGGGUUUAUAAGCAGGUAAUUAGUGUAGUGAUGAACAGCCGUAGAUGUAGUGAUGAACAGUUUCCUUCUGUAGCUCCUCCUUUUUUAAUCUCUUCCUUUAAGCCUUUAUUCAUCUUCAUUUCAGCCUGAACUGGUGAUAAAGGUGUGUGUGUUCAGCUGUGUAUGAUUCUCUCGUUCUCUACAUCACAUGGAUCAGUGAUUUAUUUCACGUCUCCUCUCGCAUUCAGACUGAAACGUGUAGAAAUCAGUGAAAUCUCUCCUUAAAUCUCACACACACACACACACACACACACACACAGCUCUUAGUUCUGUGUGUUAAGUGCAUGAUGUACUGGAGACUAAAUGUCCUCCUUCUCUCCUGAUGAGUUUUUCCUCAGAAACUCUGAGUUUUUAUUUAUUUAAUCUAAAGCUCUUGUCUCUGGAGUUGUGGUCAGUUUUUUGCUGUAGAAACACUCACAGAAACUGGACAGUGACACAGUGUCCAGUCUUUAACUGAUCUAAAGCCCUGGUGUGUGAACGUGUAGCUGAAGUCCAGUUUAACUCCAUCACUGAUUAUAAACCUGUAUCAGUUUUUUUCAUGUGGAACAAUAAAGACACGUGAAGGACUGAGA